ACCGAACACGAGACUAUAGGCUGCUCUGUGGCCCGGCAACAGAGCACCAAACCUAGGUUAGAUGCGACAAAUAUCUCGAUUUGACGAUAAAUGAACGUAUCAUUACUUCGAAAUCAACUAGAAUUGCACGCAAGUAUUACCUGUUUUCUUAAAAAGUAAUAAAAUCGAAGAGUGGGACAGAUGUUCUUUUCAACAGGCGCGACGCACAUCUACCGCUAUCCCUCACUGGACGAUGGCACAGACUUGAAUAGAGCGCGCCCAGUGCGGUUCUAGGUCGUGCGAUGGCCACCAGGUGAAUUUAGGGCGCUUGCGUCGGCUGUAAACAGUGUUGUGAGAAACAUGGACAGUAUCUCCUCCGACACGUCCGCUGAAUUGUGCAAUGGUUUUAGCGUCAUAAAUAGUGACAAUGUUAAUAAUAAUGUAGGUGAGAACGCUGUAAAUGUUUCUCCUAUCGGAAGAGAACAAAUACUAGAAAGAAGUGGCCAUGGGAACCAAGAAAAUUGGCUUAAUAUAAGAACGCGGCAAGCGCCGAGUGAUACGCACGGUGGUGACGAGGAGCUCACAAACGUGCCUGUGAUAUCAGCUGACUCUGAAAAUAAUAACGAAGUAGAAGAAAUUAAUCACGGUGGUGACUCAAGAACUAUUGAAAGUGAAGGCAAUGGUGGUGAACAGUUGGAAGCUACUGACGUUGAAAAGACAUUAGAAAAUGACAAGGAAAUUGAGGAACUCUCAAAAUUACGAUGCCAAAGUGUGGCUACGGAAGUAGUUGCAGCUCGGUACAAAAGGAGGUGUUCUGAUUAUCCAGGCCUCGCCUUCGGUCGGUCUAUAUUCAGCUCUAACACUAUGAUGAAAUUCAGUGUUAUUAAGAAUGAACUGCACAACAUCAUGAACGUGCAGUUAAGACGGGCUGAAGGCGAGGUCGCUGCUCUGAACCGCCGCAUCCAGCUGCUGGAGGAGGACCUCGAGAGGUCUGAGGAACGUCUCAACACCGCUACCACCAAGCUCGCUGAGGCCUCCCAGGCUGCUGAUGAGUCUGAGCGUAUGCGCAAGGUGCUGGAGAACCGCUCCCUCUCAGAUGAGGAGCGCAUGGAUGCUCUCGAGAACCAGCUGAAGGAGGCUCGUUUCCUCGCUGAGGAGGCCGACAGGAAAUACGAUGAGGUCGCCCGCAAGCUCGCCAUGGUUGAGGCUGAUCUGGAGCGCGCUGAGGAGCGCGCCGAGACCGGCGAGAACAAGAUCGUCGAGCUUGAGGAAGAGCUGCGUGUCGUCGGCAACAACCUGAAGUCUCUGGAGGUCUCCGAGGAGAAGGCUUCCCAGCGCGAAGACACGUACGAGGAGCAGCUUAGGGAUUUGACGAGUCGCACUACCGAGGCCGAGGCUCGCGCUGAGUUCGCCGAGAGGUCCGUCCAGAAGCUCCAGAAGGAGGUCGACAGGCUCGAAGACGAGCUGGUGGUUCAGAAGGAACGAUACAAGUCCGUCACCGACGAGCUCGACCAGACCUUCACAGAGAUGUCUGGCUACUAAGCUGCUUCUUCUAACCCUCCCUCUUCGCGGGACACUCACUGCCUCUUAACUCUGCUCCCCCACUACUUCUUUAUUGCAAAAAGCCUUGUAAUUAAAUAAUUAGCCCAUUAUUUAAUAUCAUUGUAUUUAGGACAUUUUUAUCUAAAAUUGUCACAAUUUUUCGGUUAAGUUUCAUGUCUAGUUUUUACACAAAUUUUUCCGUUUUGCUUCUAUUGGAACUUUUUGUGACGAUCAAACGCUUGCGUCGUGAUCGCGGAUGCUUACGCCCUUCCCGUCACUCCCCUUCAGUUCUGCUAAUGUGUCCAUGUGUGACGUAUCUGACAAUUUCUUCCUCCUAAAAAGUACGGAUAAAUGUUCACAUAUUUGUGUUAACCAUCAGCACAGCAAUUAUCUCCCCGGACGCUCUGAUGUCCAUAUCACUAAUGCUAGGUACCGUGUGGCCUCUCAAUAUUUGUUGAAAUUGCCGCUUCUGUGUUUGAAGUGCCAGCUAAGUUUAACAUACCAGCCUUCCAUUCUUAUCCUCGAUUAUUUCGAACGGAUGCGGUAAAGAUAGGCAUUCGUUAAUUCGAUAUUCGGAUAGCGGUACACGUUUCGUUUCAUUAAAAUCGUGUUUUUCCUGACGUCUUCUAUUCAGAUUCCGGUAGUAUAAACUCGAGCUUUGCAUUGUUGUAGUUUUUCGGAUAGAGCGUAUCAUCAAUUUCUUAUUCUCUGUAACUACGAUCGAAUAUUUAAAGAAUAACAUCUUACCAUACUGCUUUCUUUUGGGACGAGCAGUUAGCUAUUUACGUUACGUUUUUGUUCAGUACAUUAGAUGAAACUUGAGUUUGGACCAUCGUUUGCGUCGUGUUACUGUGUCCGUCGUCUACUUGUAAUCUCCCUCGUGAUGAUGAGUUCUCGUUGAGACAUGAACGUGCGUGCGUUGCCACUGUCCCGCGUUUGUCCGUGAUCGUCCUGUCCCAUGCGUCUCAUGUUGGUUGGACGGUGCGCCGUUCGUUUGCUCACUGUUAUGCCUCUUACAGACGAACUGGUUAACGAGAAAGAGAAGUACAAGUCGAUUACCGACGAACUGGAUCAGACUUUCUCCGAACUUUCUGGCUACUAAAUAUUCUUCUAAGCUCGUCUACAACAUCAUAUCGGCUA
Molecule: messenger RNA, 2661 nt
Organism: Hyalella azteca
Lineage: Eukaryota; Metazoa; Arthropoda; Malacostraca; Amphipoda; Hyalellidae
Gene: Tm1
Product: tropomyosin
Exons: 8
Coding region: 340-1521 (393 amino acids)
Biological process (GO): actin filament organization; muscle contraction
Cellular component (GO): actin filament
Molecular function (GO): actin filament binding
Source: RefSeq, a predicted model, not a curated record